Messenger RNA from Alosa sapidissima (American shad), 3196 nucleotides. RefSeq names its product anoctamin 9b (gene ano9b). The transcript is spliced from 24 exons. Lineage: Eukaryota; Metazoa; Chordata; Actinopteri; Clupeiformes; Clupeidae. Gene Ontology annotation, cellular component: plasma membrane. The coding region runs from base 234 to 2561 and encodes 775 amino acids. The record is from RefSeq and is a predicted model, not a curated record. Gene Ontology annotation, molecular function: chloride channel activity. Gene Ontology annotation, biological process: chloride transmembrane transport.
CAUACCUUUACCUGUGUGCCAGAGACGUCGCACCUGAAUGCGGAAGUCUUCGUAUACGAAGUAGGCGACCAGUUGAGCUAAUGGAUUUUUUUUAAUUUGGGAGAAAAUGAUGAACUGAAACUAUUGAUAGGCUAGCCUGUUCCACAUUUAAGCUGAACGGACAGAGCCGAAGUUUUGUGGUUAUCAGAAGAUGUUUUUCAGAGAUCGAGAGUAUAUCUGUGUUUGUCUAGGCUAUGGAGCUGAGGGAGAGAGAGAAAUCUAAAGAGCAGGAUGAAGUCUGCAUUGAGCCGCUCAUGCCAACACUGGCCAGCAUGCACUCUCCUCUGAUGCACGACUUCGUGCUGGUGGCCCAUAAGACGGAGGACAAGGAGGAUGAGGUGCAAAAGAAGCAGGCGGCCUUCGUGGAGGCGCUGAAGAAGAAGAACAUGAAAGUCACAGAGAUUGUGCUGGAUGAUAAGGUGUUCUACGGUGUGAUGGCCCCAAGUGAGGUGUUUGAGAAGUACAAGUACCUGCUGAAGGUCUCGGACGCCUGCAACUCGAGCGGAGAGCAGAAAGAUGGCGUCCCUAAGUCCACCAGGAUCAGGAUAGCCUACUUUGUGUUACUCCACACGUACCUCAGGAAUGGAGAGGACCUGCAGGAGUUGAUGAGGAAGGGAGUGUUUGAGUCCAUGUUUUGCCUGCAUGAGAGGAGAAAGCAGAAGGUCUUGAGGCGGAAAUGGGCACGUUGGUCAGCUCUCUUCACCUGGCAGCCGUUUAAUGAUAUCAGGGAGUACUUUGGGGAGAAGGUGGCGCUGUAUUACCUGUGGUUGGGCUGGUACACUUUACUCCUGGUGCCAGCAGCUGUAGUCGGGGUCAUCAUCUUCCUGUACGGCCUCGCCUUCUUCAAAACCAGCCCUCUCAUUCGAGAGGUGUGUGAUUCAGACAUCAUCAUGUGCCCCCGGUGUGAUGAAAGGUGUGACGUGUGGAAGCUCUCUGACACCUGCUCCUAUGCUAAGGUUAGCCAUCUGUUUGAUAAUGAGGGAACCGUAGCCUUCGCCAUGUUUAUGGCUAUCUGGGCCACUAUGUUCCUGGAGUUGUGGAAAAGACACAGAGCCAGAUAUGUCUCCAAGUGGAAGGUGUACGACUGGUGUGAAGAAGAGGAAGAACUCAUCAUGGAGAUUGUGAACGACCCCGAGAGCAAACCCAAGGAGUUCCGACACUCAUACUGGCGGAGCGCUUUGGUCCUGGCGCUGUUCACGCUCGUGCUGGUUGUGAUCAUUGGGCUGACCCACGCCCUGGUGCUCUUCCGUGUGGUGAUGCGGGUUCUCCUAGUGAAUCAGGACUGGGAAUUCCUGACGACCCACUCUAACACCGCCGUCGUCAUGAUGGGCGCCACUCUCCACUACAUCACCAUCCAGGUCAUGACCCGGGUCAACCGGUAUGUGGCCUUCAAGCUGUGUGAGAUUGAGAAAUGUCGUUCAUUCGCGGCCACUGAGAGGAGCUUCACCGUCAAAAUGUUCACCUUCCAAUUCUUCACGGCCUUCUCCUCCCUCAUAUACAUUGCAUUCUUCCUGGGCAGGAUUAAUGGGCAUCCGGGGAACUAUGUGAGACUGGCGGGAAAAUGGAGACUAGAGGAGUGCCACCCCAGCGGUUGCUUGACUGACCUCUUCAUCCAGAUGGCCGUCAUCAUGGUGCUCAAACAGACACUCAACAACAUCUUUGAGUUCACCAUUCCCUGGUUCCAGCGCUGCUUCAGACAGACCACAGCUAAGAAGCUGCAGCGUCGCUGCGGCAAUUGCUACAGGAAGGCGUGUCGCCAAGAAGACGGCAAGUUAGAGCCAUGUGACACAUGCAAGCUACGUGACUGGAUCAAGAACUACCAUUUGCAUGAUGUCAAUUCCUUUAGCCUCUUCAAUGAGUACCUGGAAAUGGUCAUGCAGUUCAGUUUCACCACCAUCUUUGUGGCGGCGUUCCCACUGGCCCCUCUGCUGGCGCUCCUUAACAACAUGUUUGAGAUCCGCCUCGACGCCAUCAAGAUGGUCAGCCUAGAGCGCCGCCUAGUGCCCAAGAAGACCAAUGACAUCGGUGUAUGGACUAAAGUGUUGGAGGCCAUUGGUGUCCUGGCAGUGAUUGCUAACGGGCUGGUGAUCGGCAUCUCGUCUGACUUCAUCCCACGGCUGGUGUAUCGCUACAACUACGGCCCCUGUGCCAACGGCACCGCCAACGGCCUCGAUUGUAUGACAGGCUACAUUAAUGACACUCUGUCCACGGCGUACAUGUCAGAUGAGCGGGUGCGGAAGGACUUCUAUCCUCGACAGAUGAUGAACGCCACUCAGUGCAGUUAUAAAGACUACCGCAGAAAUGAGGACUACACUCUCACCUCCCAGUACUGGUUCAUUCUGGCCAUCCGCUUCGCCUUCGUCAUUCUGUUUGAGCAUGUUGUGGUCCUGUGUAAGUUCAUCGCUGCCUGGUUCAUCCCCAACAGCCCCAUGAGGGUGAAGAACCGCAGACUAGAGGACAAAUUCAAGAGACUGAAAGAGGAGCUCAGGUUUAUGAACUACAGGUACGACACUCAGGUAUGACCAUACGGACAUCCUUCAGAGGCCACAACCCCAUACUGGACCUCAGCCAAUCAGACGAGAGAAGCUGACAAAUACUCGCUCCCACACCUGAGAUGUAAUUUGCGCAGUGAAAGAAGGCUCUCUGCUGAAGGUGGACCUUAAGGACUGAUCUCAAAUCAGAGAGUACCAUCACAGCUUCGGCUGAAAUGUUAAUACAACACUGUCAUCACUGUACCCAGAUAAGAACACAUAGAAGCAAUAGAAGCGUGAUUGCAACGGGACAAGACCUCACCGACAUGCCUAAGUUACACACCCUCAUACAUAUACAAGUGUGUGUGUGUGUGUGUGUGUGUGUGGGUAUGUUAAGAGGUUUUUAUCGCUCAGGAUUAGGUUAGAAGAACAUGUUUAUGUGCCUAGAUUUUGUAUGUCCAGGAUUAUAUAUUGGCUGUUGUGUUUUUGCUCAGUGUGUUAGACCGAUCACAGUUGAUAAACCUUGAAGACUAUACUUAGCACAAUUGGCAGUUGUGCAAACUGUGAAACAGUUUUAAAAUAAACAACAAGUGUGUGUGUGUGUGUGUGUGUGUGUGUGUGUGUGUGUGAAAGAGAGGUUUUUUUUACAUAUGUGUGUAUAUUCAUGUAAUCCAAAGAAUGGGUCC